AUGGCCGCCUCAGAAGCACGGCCGGAUCAGCCGAGUCUGCCCUGGCGGAUGACAUCGGCGGCCAUCAUGAGCCUCACCGGCGCCAUUUCCCGAGCCUUUCUGCAUGGCCUCAAUGAUGUCCAGACCGAAGGCCUUCCUCAAUUCCUGGAGGUAUUGGACAAGCGUCGAGCCGAGGUCCCCCAGCGUGGUCUCAUUACCGGUACGGCCACAAGUUCUCACUUCUUUAUGUACCCAUCUCAAACCACAUUAGCGUAUGAUCCUCUGAUAUGGGGUGCGUUACCACUCAAGUACAAUUCAGUACCGUCGAGCGCUCGAUGGGGUCUUGGUGCCCAUGACAUUUGCUUCAAGAAUGGCUUCUUCAAGUCCUUCUUUAGUCUCGGUCAGGUUUUGCCGACAUAUCGCAUGCUUCAUUCGCCAAAUGGUGGUCUCUUUCAGCCGACAAUGGCACAGGCGAUCCGCCUCGUCUCGGGUCCUGGAGCCCUGUUUCCCUUAAAAAUAGCCUUCCGUGCUGGUAACAACGAGGUUUUCGCCUCGCCUGCAUAUUACCGUAACAACCACAACGCGUGGGUUCACGUGUUCCCGGAAGGAUGUGUGCACCAACAUCCCCAGCGGACUCUCCGAUACUUCAAAUGGGGAGUCUCGCGGUUAAUCCUUGAAUCCGACCCGGCGCCUCAGCUCGUCCCUAUCUUCAUUGACGGCUUCUCAGACAUCAUGCCCGAAGACAGACACUGGCCACGAUGGGCUCCGCGCAUUGGUGCCAAGAUCCGUGUCAUCUACGGCGAGGCCCUUGAGGUAGGUGACGCAUUUAAGGAGCAGCGAUCUAGGUGGAAGAGCAUGGUUCAAAAAGAAGAGAAGGCCCUGGGCAAGCGACUGGAUGCCGGCGAAGUACCUGAGUCGCUGAAAGACCACCCUGAGGCCAUCCAGCUACGGAUAGAAGUCGCCAAGACCGUCAGGGACAUGGUGCAGGAAUUGAGACUGCGGGCGGGCUAUCCUCAGGAUGACCCGGCGUUUGCUCUUGCCGAGACGUGGGAGCGCGACCCUAAGAAGAAGCAGUAUAAAAGUCCAGUGGAUGACGGUUUGGUUCACAAGGAAUGA
Molecule: messenger RNA, 1095 nt
Organism: Colletotrichum higginsianum IMI 349063
Lineage: Eukaryota; Fungi; Ascomycota; Sordariomycetes; Glomerellales; Glomerellaceae
Product: Acyltransferase
Exons: 4
Coding region: 1-1095 (364 amino acids)
Biological process (GO): inner mitochondrial membrane organization; cardiolipin acyl-chain remodeling
Cellular component (GO): mitochondrial membrane
Molecular function (GO): 1-acylglycerophosphocholine O-acyltransferase activity
Source: RefSeq, a predicted model, not a curated record